Molecule: messenger RNA, 1084 nt
Organism: Ostrinia furnacalis (Asian corn borer)
Lineage: Eukaryota; Metazoa; Arthropoda; Insecta; Lepidoptera; Crambidae
Product: thioredoxin-related transmembrane protein 2 homolog
Exons: 4
Coding region: 65-865 (266 amino acids)
Cellular component (GO): cytoplasm
Molecular function (GO): protein-disulfide reductase activity
Source: RefSeq, a predicted model, not a curated record
CGAACCUCUGGCAGUGGGGCUGCCAAAAAAUUCUGUAAAAUUUCACGAAAAUUAAAAUAAAACAAUGGCUAUCAAAGGCGAUUUGCGGCAAUUAUUGAAGCCGUACUACUGGGUUAACAUUCUGCUUAGUGUUUCUUACGUCACGUGCAAGCGGACAUCUAUAAUUUGCAACUUCUUGUUCCCCGAUGCAGACUGUGAAUUAGACAGCCGAGAGACGGAAAUUCUAUUUUUCUUAAUUAUAGUGGUCAUGCUGAGGACUCGGAAGGCCGGGAGCGUCACAAUGGUCAAUUACCUCUCGUCCUCUUUUGUUUAUACAAAGAUUGCGAACCUAAUUUUGUGGUUAUACGCUGAUAUACGAUAUGGUCUCCCGUACGGCGCUCUCAUCAUCCUCACCUCACUUCUACUGCCCGAACCGACGUACAUGGGUCCCGAACACAUUAUCUACUUCCGCGGCACGCAGAGUUUAGACGAAGAGCUGAAGAGAAACAAGGGAACGACGUGGGUAGUCUGCCUGUACGCUGCGUGGCACCCAGCCUGUGUUAACUUCGCUCCGGUGUUCGCCGAGCUGUCGGCUAGCUAUAGUUUGGAUAACUUCAAGUUUGGAAAGGUGGACAUUGGCAGAUAUCCAGACGCAGCAGCCAAAUACCGAGUCCAAGACGGCCCGACCAGUCGUCAACUGCCAACGGUGUUACUAUUUGUUGACGGAGUGGAAACCAUGAGAAGGCCCCAAGCUGACUCCUCUGGGAAACUACAAAAGUUCCUAUUCUCUAAAGACAACACAAAAGCAGCUUUCGACCUGGACGGCAUCUACGAAGAAUGCAAAAAGAAACUGGCUGUUGCUAAAACUAACAAAAAGGACGAGUAGACCGAGAAGACUGCGAAAGACCGUCAGUAGACCAGUUAAAAAUGGUCUCUAAUACACUGCUUUAAGGUCUACUAAUUCAAUUUUUUACUAAAAGACCAGUAGACCAAAGAUAUUGCCAGAAGACGAACUAAAAAUGGCAUCUAACACACUGUUUUAGGGUCUACUAAUUAAUUUUUUUACUAAAAGACCAGUAGACCAAAGAGACCGUCAGUAGACUAA